Ilex paraguariensis (yerba mate) is the source of this 492-nucleotide messenger RNA. NCBI's taxonomy places the organism in Eukaryota, Viridiplantae, Streptophyta, Magnoliopsida, Aquifoliales, Aquifoliaceae. The record is from the annotation of a GenBank genome assembly.
AUGGCUUUUGCCUUUGGAUGGGAUUGGACUCUAGUAGAAUUGGUGACUUUGCUAGAGUUUAUGUCCUAUACGGGCAUAAGCAAUAUCUGUUUCAGAAGGAUAGUAGCAGAAGAGAAUCAAGAUGUUUUCAUGGAGAUUGGAAAUUGUUUUGGUGAUUUUGUAGAAAUUGAUCGUGAAAUAGAGAAUUGUGAGAAUCUCUUUCAAGCAAGGCUCAGGGUUCAUAAACCCACUUCUGGUCUGUUGAGGACAUUGUGGACUAUUGUGUUUGAUGAAAAAUCUUUCCCAUUAGAAUUAGGGUUUUUCAGAAUAUUGGGAGGUGUAGUCGAGAGGAAUGAUGGAGGUUGUUUGGAGGAGGCGACAUCUUCUAUGACUAUUCAAGGCUCCCUCGAUUUAGUGAGGUGCAAUGACGAUGCCGAAGGCUAUAAGCAAAAUUUUGCCAUGGGUUUUGAGUCAAAUGGAUUGAAGAGAGUAGAUGGAUUUGGGUUUAGCUGA